Molecule: messenger RNA, 1395 nt
Organism: Liolophura sinensis
Lineage: Eukaryota; Metazoa; Mollusca; Polyplacophora; Chitonida; Chitonidae
Exons: 6
Coding region: 5-904 (299 amino acids)
Source: RefSeq, a predicted model, not a curated record
AUCCAUGAAUAAAGGAAAUUAUCUACAGAAAAGCAAGCAGAAGAAAGCAGACACUGGCCAAAAGACAUCUUCGAAACUGUCAAUAACCCUGGAUGACAUAAAAAAAGUGAAACUGCGCAAGCCAGAGGAACGAUCCAACAGCUUGAAUUCAGGCUCAAAGGCACAGGUUGAGACUAGUGGAAGCGGCCCCCUGGUGACCCUCCAGCAGCUGAGGAAGGUGACCUUACGCAGCUCUUCCUCUAACCUCCUCAGGCAGAAAAAUCCCGGGGAGGAAGACAAGGAAAACUCAGUUGAUCAGGAAAAAUUGGCUAAGCAGGCUUCAGCAAAGAGACAACAUUUAAAGAAAACCCAAAUGAAAAGGAGCCCAGGAGGAACACCAAUCACAGGCAAGAAGAGGAAGAGAGAGAGUGGUCAGGGCUUGACCAAUAUCAUGUCCAAAGCCUUGAGGAGAAAAUUUGAGCUGACAAGGACUCCGUCUGUGGAAGAGAAAACCUCUGGGGGUUCACACAGUCCAGCAUCUCCACAAUUCCCAAACAACUCUCCACAAAUGGGUAACAGCUCUCCACAGGAAACUGGCAAGUCUCCACUAUCUUCUAGCAACACUGAUGUGGAAACAACAACUGCUAAGGACUUGACUGAGACCAUUUUACCCCCGGAAAAUGAAGUUGUGGAGGAUAAUAACAAUGGAAAUGAGCACAGAUCCAAAGUGAAUAAGCUAGAAGAUUCAACUGUAUGCAGAAGAAUGUCAAAUAAUGCAGGUCAUGAGGAUACAGAAGAGCUCCAGCCUGACUUACCUGCCCAGGAAGAUUGUACGGCCAAAGUGGACAAAUGCCUUGAGAACAGCAAUAACAAUUCUAAAGAUACAGCAGAUGGAGGCGAGGGAGACUCUGGUAUUGUGGAGUGAGGACUCAGAGACAAGACUAUCAUUAGACAUUUGACUGAUGUCUUGGCGAGACACUUGGCUGGUGUCAUUGGUCAGACACUUGCCUGGUGUCAUUGAUGAGACGCUUGACUGAAUGUCAUUGGAGAGACACUUGCCCGGUGUCAUUGCUGAGACACUUGCCUGGUGUCAUUAGUUAGACACUUGGCUUGUGUCAUUGAUGAGAUGCUUGACUGAAUGUCAUUAGAGAGACACUUGCCUGGUGUCAUUGUUGAGACACUUGGCUGAUGUCAUUGCUGAGACACUUGGCUGAUGUCAUCGGUGAAAUACUUGACUGGUGUCAUUAGUGAGACACUUGCCUGGUGUCAUUGAUGAGACACUUGCCUGGUGUCAUUGAUGAGAUGCUUAACUGAUGUCAUUAGUGAGACACUUGCCUGGUGUCAUUGGUGAGACACUUGGCUGGUGUCAUUAGUUAGACACUUGGCUUGUGUCAUUGAUGGGACGCUUGCUUGGUG